Carlito syrichta (Philippine tarsier) is the source of this 5174-nucleotide messenger RNA. It is a transcript of the gene KDM5C, whose product is annotated as lysine demethylase 5C. The coding region runs from base 452 to 4594 and encodes 1380 amino acids. The record is from RefSeq and is a predicted model, not a curated record. Gene Ontology annotation, molecular function: histone demethylase activity; DNA binding. The transcript has 24 exons. Lineage: Eukaryota; Metazoa; Chordata; Mammalia; Primates; Tarsiidae. Gene Ontology annotation, biological process: chromatin remodeling. Gene Ontology annotation, cellular component: nucleus.
UACCAUCCCAUUUAGGUCGGUCCCCACGGUAUAAAGGCCUCCUAGGGCUUGCUAUGACGCAAAGUGUAUGAGGUUCGGAGGGCCACCCGGCGGAGGGAUCCGGUUUGUUGUGGUGAGGGGAGGGGGAGACGCUGACAAACCAAGAUGGCGGCGGCGGCGAUGAAGGCCGCGGCGACUGGGAGGUAACUGUGGUGGCAAAGGCUGCAGUAGUUGGGAGGCUGUAGCAGAGUUUGGAAGAAACGGAGCAGGAAGAAGAGGCGGUAGCAGAAACGUCAGCCUGAGACUCAGAGCGCGACAGCCACACGCCCCCCCCAGGCCCUUGGCGGGCGGAGGCCACCCCGCUUAGGGCCUAGUCUCCGAGCAGUGUCUCGGCUUCAAACAGCGGCGGCGCCAUGAGUCCUUAAAGGCAUUCCAAGCCCUUCUGAUCCCUGGCUAAGUCCUCGGGUCCACCAUGGAGCCGGGGUCCGACGACUUCCUACCGCCGCCGGAGUGCCCGGUGUUCGAGCCUAGCUGGGCCGAGUUCCGAGACCCUCUUGGUUACAUCGCGAAAAUCAGGCCCAUCGCCGAGAAGUCGGGCAUUUGCAAGAUCCGCCCACCCGCGAUUGUGGUGGAGGAAGGUGGUUAUGAAGCCAUCUGCAAGGACCGUCGGUGGGCUCGGGUGGCCCAGCGCCUCAACUACCCGCCAGGCAAAAACAUUGGCUCCUUGCUACGCUCCCACUAUGAACGCAUUGUUUACCCCUAUGAGAUGUACCAGUCAGGAGCCAACCUUGUGCAGUGUAACACUCGUCCAUUUGAUAAUGAGGAGAAGGACAAAGAAUACAAACCCCACAGCAUCCCCCUUCGACAGUCUGUGCAGCCUUCCAAAUUCAACAGCUAUGGCCGGCGGGCCAAGAGACUGCAGCCUGAUCCGGAACCUACAGAGGAAGACAUUGAAAAGAAUCCGGAGCUGAAGAAGCUACAGAUCUAUGGGGCAGGCCCCAAGAUGAUGGGCCUGGGGCUUAUGGCUAAGGAUAAGACUCUGCGGAAGAAAGAUAAGGAAGGGCCUGAGUGUCCCCCUACCGUAGUGGUAAAGGAGGAGUUAGUUGGGGAUGUGAAGGUGGAGUCAACCUCGCCUAAGACCUUCUUGGAGAGCAAGGAGGAGCUGAGUCACAGCCCAGAGCCCUGCACCAAGAUGACCAUGAGGCUGCGGAGGAACCACAGCAAUGCUCAGUUUAUUGAGUCAUAUGUAUGCCGGAUGUGUUCCCGAGGGGAUGAGGAUGAUAAGCUUCUGCUGUGUGAUGGCUGUGAUGACAAUUACCACAUCUUCUGCCUGCUGCCUCCUCUGCCUGAAAUCCCGAAGGGUGUCUGGCGGUGCCCAAAGUGUGUCAUGGCGGAGUGUAAGCGGCCCCCUGAAGCCUUUGGCUUUGAGCAGGCUACCCGGGAAUACACUCUGCAGAGCUUUGGCGAGAUGGCUGACUCCUUUAAAGCCGACUACUUCAACAUGCCUGUGCAUAUGGUGCCCACAGAACUCGUAGAGAAGGAGUUCUGGCGGCUGGUGAAUAGCAUUGAGGAGGAUGUGACUGUUGAGUAUGGGGCUGACAUUCAUUCCAAAGAAUUCGGCAGCGGUUUCCCUGUCAGUGACAGUAAGCGGCACCUAACCCCUGAGGAGGAGGAGUAUGCUACCAGCGGUUGGAACUUGAAUGUGAUGCCAGUGUUGGAGCAGUCAGUACUCUGCCACAUCAAUGCAGAUAUCUCUGGUAUGAAGGUGCCCUGGCUUUAUGUGGGCAUGGUCUUCUCAGCCUUUUGCUGGCACAUUGAGGACCACUGGAGUUACUCCAUUAACUACCUCCACUGGGGUGAGCCGAAGACCUGGUAUGGAGUACCUUCACUUGCAGCAGAACAUUUGGAAGAGGUGAUGAAGAAGCUGACACCUGAGCUUUUUGAUAGCCAGCCUGACCUCCUGCACCAACUCGUUACCCUCAUGAAUCCCAACACCCUAAUGUCCCAUGGUGUGCCGGUUGUCCGCACAAACCAAUGUGCAGGAGAAUUUGUCAUCACCUUCCCCCGUGCUUACCACAGUGGCUUCAACCAAGGCUACAACUUUGCUGAGGCCGUCAACUUUUGCACUGCUGAUUGGCUGCCUGCUGGGCGCCAAUGCAUUGAGCACUACCGCCGGCUCCGAAGAUAUUGUGUCUUCUCCCAUGAAGAGCUCAUUUGCAAGAUGGCUGCCUGCCCAGAGAAGCUAGACCUGAACCUGGCAGCAGCUGUGCAUAAAGAGAUGUUCAUCAUGGUGCAGGAGGAGCGGCGUCUACGAAAGGCCCUGUUGGAGAAGGGCAUCACAGAGGCUGAGCGAGAGGCUUUCGAGCUGCUCCCAGAUGACGAGCGCCAGUGCAUCAAGUGCAAGACCACGUGCUUUCUGUCAGCCCUGGCCUGCUACGACUGCCCAGAUGGCCUUGUCUGCCUUUCCCACAUCAAUGACCUCUGCAAAUGCUCUAGUAGUCGGCAGUACCUGCGAUAUCGAUACACCUUGGAUGAGCUUCCUGCUAUGCUGCAUAAGCUGAAGGUUCGGGCCGAGUCCUUUGACACCUGGGCCAAUAAAGUACGAGUGGCCCUGGAGGUGGAGGAUGGGCGGAAGCGCAGCCUUGAAGAAUUAAGGGCACUGGAGUCUGAGGCCCGUGAACGGAGGUUUCCUAACAGUGAGCUGCUGCAGCGACUGAAGAACUGCCUGAGUGAGGCGGAGGCUUGCGUGUCCCGAGCUCUGGGACUGGUCAGCGGCCAGGAGGCUGGCCCCCACAGGGUGGCUGGUCUACAGAUGACCCUGGCUGAGCUCCGGGCCUUUCUGGACCAGAUGAACAACCUGCCUUGUGCCAUGCACCAGAUUGGGGAUGUCAAGGGUAUUCUGGAACAAGUGGAGGCCUACCAGGCUGAAGCUCGUGAGGCUCUGGCCUCACUGCCCUCUAGUCCAGGGCUACUGCAGUCCCUGUUGGAGAGGGGGCGGCAGCUGGGGGUGGAGGUGCCUGAGGCCCAGCAGCUCCAGCGGCAGGUGGAACAGGCGCGAUGGCUAGAUGAGGUGAAACGCACGCUGGCCCCCUCAGCCCGAAGGGGUACCCUGGCUGUCAUGCGGGGACUGUUGGUUGCGGGUGCCAGUGUAGCCCCUAGCCCUGCUGUGGAUAAGGCCCGGGCUGAGCUGCAGGAGCUGCUGACCAUUGCUGAACGCUGGGAGGAGAAAGCCCACCUUUGCCUGGAGGCCAGGCAGAAGCAUCCACCAGCUACACUCGAGGCCAUAAUCCGUGAAGCAGAAAACAUCCCGGUUCACCUACCUAACAUCCAGGCUCUCAAGGAGGCUCUUGCUAAGGCCCGGGCCUGGAUUGCUGAUGUGGAUGAGAUCCAAAAUGGUGACCACUACCCCUGCUUGGAUGACUUGGAGGGCCUGGUGGCUGUGGGCCGGGACCUUCCUGUGGGAUUAGAAGAGCUGAGACAGCUAGAGAUGCAGGUACUGACAGCACACUCCUGGAGGGAGAAGGCCUCCAAGACCUUUCUCAAGAAGAAUUCUUGCUACACGCUUCUGGAGGUGCUCUGCCCGUGUGCAGACGCCGGCUCAGACAGCACCAAGCGCAGCCGGUGGAUGGAGAAGGAGCUGGGGUUAUACAAAUCUGACACAGAGCUGCUGGGGCUGUCUGCGCAGGACCUCAGGGACCCAGGCUCUGUGAUCGUGGCCUUCAAGGAGGGGGAACAGAAAGAGAAGGAGGGUAUCCUGCAGCUGCGUCGCACAAACUCAGCCAAGCCUAGUCCACUGGCAUCAUCGACCACAGCCUCUGCAACUUCUGUCUGUGUGUGUGGGCAGGUGCCAGCUGGGGCAGGAGCUUUGCAGUGUGAUUUGUGUCAGGACUGGUUCCAUGGGCGGUGUGUGUCAGUGCCCCGCCUCCUCAGCUCUCCAAGGCCCAGUCCCACCUCAUCCCCACUGCUGGCCUGGUGGGAAUGGGACACCAAAUUCCUGUGUCCACUGUGUAUGCGGUCACGGCGCCCACGCCUGGAGACCAUCCUGGCACUGCUGGUAGCUCUGCAGAGACUGCCUGUGCGGCUGCCCGAGGGUGAAGCCCUACAAUGCCUCACAGAGAGGGCCAUCAGCUGGCAAGGCCGUGCCAGACAGGCUCUGGCUACUGAGGAUGUGACUGCUCUGUUGGGACGGCUGGCUGAACUCCGCCAACGGCUACAGGCUGAACCCAGGCCCGAGGAGCCCCCUACCUACCCUUCAGCCCCUGCCUCUGACCCUCUCAGUGAAGGCAGUGGCAAGGAUAUGCUCAAGGCCCAGGGCCUGCUGGAGAAUGGAGAUGGUGUGACCAGUCCUGAGAAGGUAGCCCCAGAGGAGGGCUCAGAUCUGGAGCUGCUGUCCUCGCUGUUGCCACAGUUGACUGGCCCUGCAUUGGAACUGCCUGAGACAACCCGGGCCCCCCUGGAGGAGCUCAUGAUGGAGGGGGACCUGCUGGAGGUGACUCUGGAUGAGAACCACAGCAUCCCCAAGUCCCUUGACUUUUAUAUUCUGACUCCAAGGUAUUGUUCAGACCUCAGCUCCUGGGGGCCGGCCCCUGGAGUCCCCCUCCCUGGUAGCCUCUAACCAGCAUUCCCAGACACCUGAGGCAGAUAGACAGAUGGAUGGGCAGGUGGGCAGGGGGGUGGCUGGGGCUGGGCCAGCACCAUUCCAGAGACAAGGCCAGUGAGUAUGCAAACUGGGGGAAUCUCCUCUCCUUUCUCUCCCCAGUUCGGGCCCUGGCCAGGCCAUGCUACACUAACCCCUCCCCCCACUCUCCUCUCCUCUCUUCCUUUAUCCCCCUUCUCCUUCUAUCUCCCUUCCCCUGACUGUUCCACCCAGGAGGAGGAAACUUCACAUAGCUGUGCUCACAGUUUUAUUUUAAAGGAAUUUGGCUGGGGAGCUGAACAGAGCUCCCUGUGAUCUGAAGAAAGCUUUUGGUGCUUGUCCUCACAACCACCUCAAUCCUCCCUCCUUGUCCUCCCGUCUCCUUUCCUCCUCCUGGGUUCAUGUUGUAAUAAAAGAAGAUUGUUGGUGUGUAAUUAAUUUGUUCAAAAGAAAAAAAAAAGCAAAACAAGAAACUUGGUUCCAACCGAAGCCUAUUUUAAUUUUAUUUUAUUAUUUUCCUCUUGUUAGAAAUAAAACCCUUAGAAACAUUUUUUGGAAA